UCCUGGAAGCUGAAAACGUCCCAGUUCUUCCAAUGGCCUGCAUACUCAUCAGACAUGUCACCCAUUGAACGUGUCUGGGAUGCUUCGGAUUGAUGUGUACGACAGCGUGUUCCAGUUCUCGCCGAUAUCCAGCAACUUUGCACAGCCAUUGAAGAGGAUUGGGAAAGGAUUCUACAGACCCCAAUCAACAGCCUGAUCAACUCUAAGUGAAGGAGAUGUGUUGUGCUGCAUAAGGCAAAUGAUGGUCACACCAGAUACUGACUGGUUUUCAGAUCCACCUUUUUUUAAAGAUACAGAUGCAUAUCUGUUUUCCCAGUCAUUCAUGUGCAAGCCUUAGAUUAUGACCUAAUUUAUUUAUUUGAAUUAACUGAUUUCCAUAUAUGAACUGUAACUCAGUAAAAUCUUUGAAAUUGUUGCAUGUUGCGUUUAUAUUUUUGUUCAAUGUUGACAUCUUUGUUAGAAAGAAUACUGUAUUUCCCUUGAUGUGGCGAUUCUAAAUGUAAAAUAUGAACUCUUACCCCACUCUCCCCUAUGACAAUGCAAAUUUCACAAGUGAUAGUGACACACACACACACACAGGUUCCACCCACCACACCGAUACAUUUGGUUGCCAGAGAGAACCUCAGGUAUACACUAACCUGUGCUCACCUGAGAUAUCAUUAGCUGUGUGUCGACCCAUCCGUCCAUGUGAAUUGGAUUCUGUGUAUCCAGCCUUGUUUUCUGCAUCUCCACCCCUCCGAGACACGCCGUAGACCUGACCAUCACCAUCACCUCCAGAAGCAGUGAUGGCAGUCCAGCCCCAGCCGAUGCCUGUAGUGAACAUACAGCCAGGCAUUUUUCGGUCCCCUGCUGACAUAAAGACUGAGGUGUGGAGCAGCAGCAUCUGUGACUGUUGUGAUGACAUGAAGAUCUGUUGCUUUGGGUUCUGGUGCCCAUGCUGUCUGAGAUGUCAGACGAGUACAGACUUUGGGGAGUGUUUCUGUCUCCCCCUGUUGGACAUUUCCACCAGCUGGCUCCCAGCUGCUUCUCUGGCCCUCCGGAGCACCAUGAGGGAGAGAUACCGCAUCCAGGGGUCCAUAUGCGACGACUGCCUCUUGGUCACCUGCUGCACCCCCUGUGCCUGGUGCCAGAUGGCCCGAGAGCUGAAGUUACGUCAGCGCCCUCUCCUCCUCGUCAAUGUCCCAUCCCCUGUCCAGAUCAACAUGCAUCCCCCUCAAGCCUUUUCUAACCCCUCUAUGCAUCUACAGCCUAUGCCUGUAGGACUCUACCCCUCCGCGCCACAAUAUAGCCAGCAUAAGCAAGAGACAAAUUAGGGGGUUGUGGAUGAGUGCCAUUCUAGAAUGUGAAACAGGCAGCACAGCCAGCCAACAAUGCAUCACAUAGAUAUCUGUUUGUUUUUUUAUUAUAGGAAAGCAAACACUUUUAGAGAAAUCAUAACAUGAUCAGGAAAUCAUAACACUAUCAGAAUGACAUUGAUUGCAAUGAAUUAAUUAAACAAAUAAACGUCCUUAGUGUUUUAUAUAGCUUGUUUAACAAAAUUAUAGGAAAGCAAACACUUUUAGAGAAAUCAUAACAUGAUCAGGAAAUCAUAACACGAUCAGAAUGACAUUGAUUGCAAUGAAUUAAUUAAAAUAUACACUUCCUUAGUGUUUUAUAUAGCUUGUUAGACGCUAACACUUAAAUUGACACGAUUAACACAACCAUGCAACUACGGUAUCUGAUUCAUGUACCAUAUCAAUUUUGUACUUUAGAGAAUAUUAAUGUAAUUAAUAAAAUAUUUUUACUUUAA
Molecule: messenger RNA, 1789 nt
Organism: Oncorhynchus tshawytscha (Chinook salmon)
Lineage: Eukaryota; Metazoa; Chordata; Actinopteri; Salmoniformes; Salmonidae
Gene: ponzr6
Product: plac8 onzin related protein 6
Exons: 4
Coding region: 786-1313 (175 amino acids)
Source: RefSeq, a predicted model, not a curated record